This is a messenger RNA of Phytophthora infestans T30-4, 558 nucleotides long. RefSeq lists its product as uncharacterized. Bases 1 to 558 code for a protein of 185 amino acids. Gene Ontology annotation, biological process: carbohydrate metabolic process. The record is from RefSeq and is a predicted model, not a curated record. Gene Ontology annotation, molecular function: beta-glucosidase activity. Lineage: Eukaryota; Oomycota; Peronosporomycetes; Peronosporales; Peronosporaceae. The transcript is spliced from 5 exons.
AUGAAGAGCGACGGAUACGGAGAUGCCCGUCAAGCUGUAUUCGCUGGUGAUUUCCUUAACUUUACGAUCCUCAAAGACUACGCCGAACUCAUUCUGACCGAAUUUGGUCAAAAAGUGAAGUUUUGGUCGACGAUCAACGAGCCGCUUUCGUACAUGUACAUCUUCUACAUUUUCGCCGUAACAGACAGCGACGAGUACGAGGCUGCGCUUAAUUUGCUGCUGGCUCAUGCAGAAAUGGUUGCACUUUUCCGAAAUCUCCAAAAUCAAGGAAGCGUUCCUCUCAGGAUUCGGUAUUCGUAUGAUGCAACUGUGCCCUCAGUUGUCCCAUCAACGUAUCUGAAUCGCACUGCUUGUACCGCCGCUAAAUGGUACGCGAAUUCAGCAACAACCGGAUGCUUUGAGACGGAACCGGAGGAUAAGAAGCGGCUGAAGUACUUGACUGCAGGACUUCAUCCGCGUGAAAAUAAUUUAAGUCCACAGUCAGGUCUUCGCUUUCAUCGUCAUUCAAGCAAAUGGAAAGAAGAAUCACCGGAGGAAUUCGUCGUCAGGUUCAAGUAG